Messenger RNA from Cuscuta campestris, 1703 nucleotides. NCBI's taxonomy places the organism in Eukaryota, Viridiplantae, Streptophyta, Magnoliopsida, Solanales, Convolvulaceae. The record is from the annotation of a GenBank genome assembly.
UUAAAUUUCGUCGGCCCCUUUCCAUUAAUACUGAUGUUUGCCUUUCCGGUUAUCACACCAACAAGAACUUCUCUUGCAAUAAGAUGAGAUGAAAUGGGGUUCGUCUCAUCAAAGGAGCCACAAGAAGAGUACCGUUGUUCGAAUUCCCACAAACUGGCCGGUCAUCGGAAUGAUGCCGGCGUUACUUCGAAACAUCGAUCACAUCCACGACUACGUGACCGACCUCCUCGUACACAACGGAGGCACAUUCGAGUUUAGAGGGCCGUGGGUUGCCAACAUGCACAUGUUGGUCACCUGCGACCCUGCUAACAUCAACCACAUACUAUGCAAGAACUUCAAGAACUACCCAAAGGGGCCCCACUUCCAGAGAAUCUUUGACAUUCUCGGGGAAGGGAUGAUCAACGCAGACUCUGAGCUGUGGGAGCUUCACCGGAAGACGACAAUGCCCCUGAUGAGCCAUCCCCGCUUUCGCUCUCUCCUAGAGAGAACCGUCUACGAGAAGCUGGAGCGGGGGCUCCUCCCACUUCUAGACAAGCACGUCGAGCUAGGAACCCCCUUCGGACUAAAGCAAGUCUUUCAAACGUUGAGUUUUGACAUCGGGUCCAUGCAGCUUCUAGACAAGGACCCGGGCAGCCUCGGACUCAUCAACGAGGGCCACCCGGUUCUUGAGUCGAUACGGGGUGCUGUGAAUGCGGUACUCUACCGACACGUGCUCCCAGAGUGGGGUUGGAAGAUGCAAAAAUGGGUGUUUGGGGUUGACAGAGAGAAGAGGCUGAGUGAAGCUUGGGAGGGCUUAGAUCAAUUCCUAAACCCCAUUAUUAUGGAAAGGAAACAACAAAUCGAGCAAAAUGAUGAAGACGAAUCCAACUUCAGCAUGUUGGUUUCUCACAUCAAUGCACACAAAGGGAAGAGUGUCAAGUUCUUGAGGGACACUUUCGUCACCUUGAUAAUUGCAGCCUCUGAUACUACGGCUUCCACCCUCACAUGGCUCUUCUGGCUCCUCGCAAAAAACCAUUCGGUCGAAGAAAAGAUCCUCCAAGAAAUCCUUCAACAAAUUAACCCUCCAAGUGAUGACGAGGGCAAAAAGGUCAUUAUCACCUCCGAAGAUUGCCAGAAGCUGGUUUACCUCCACGCCGCCGUCUGCGAGUCCCUGCGGCUGUUCCCGUCCGCACCCUUGAACCACAAAGUCCCCGUUGCCCGGGAUACGCUCCCGAGCGGCCAUGUGGUCGAGCCCAACACCAAGAUAAUAAUUCCGUUUUAUUCCACGGGGAGGAUGGCUUCGGUGUGGGGCUCGGACUGCUCGGAGUUCAAGCCGGAGCGGUGGAUUUCCCCCGCCGGAGGGAUCAAACACCAGCCGUCUUUCAAGUUCCCGGCGUUCAACGCUGGCCCAAGGACCUGCAUCGGCCGGGAGAUGGCUCUCACGGUGGUCAAGAUGGUGGCCGCCACCGUGAUACUUCACUAUCGGUUUGAGCUGGUCGAACCCCACCGCCCGGUUGAGAUUUCCGACACGAUUCUCCUUGAAAUGAAGCACGACUUGAAGGUUGUGUUCACGCGCCGCCGCCAGUGAUGGCCACGGUUCAACGUACGUACCGAUCAACCCCAUGCAUUCAAUAGUAAAAAGAUGAAGUGUUUAUUUUGCGACCCUAAAAAUUUACGGUGUCAAAUAAUUGUUUCUUUAGUGCAAAUAAAUGUUACUCCUCCUU